GCACUCUCUCACUGUCUCACGCCACACCAAACCACUUCCUCUGAACUAAAAAGAUGGCGUCCAUGAAACACGUUCAUCUCUUUCGUCGCUACCUCACCAUCGCUCUCACUCUCUUCCAAAGCCUAAUCUCGUGUCUCUUCAAUUUUCCGAUACUAAUCAAGAUCGCCGAUUCGUUCUUAUCACUGUAUUUCAUGAUUUUCUGCGAUCUCCGACCCGUAACGGUCGAUCUAGACGACGGAGAAACCACCGUCCAUUUCUGGAUCUCCGGCCACCGAAGAAUCUCACGGCCCAAUCUCGUCAUGCUCCACGGUUACGGAGGAAACUCCAAAUGGCAAUUCGUUCACCAAGUCUCCGAUCUCUCGAAGUCCUUUAACCUAUUCAUCCCCGACUUGGUGUUCUUCGGAAAAUCAUACACCAAGAAUGCAGAUCGGAGCGUUGAGAUUCAGGCGAGGAGCAUCGCCGGAGGGCUGAAGAAGCUAGGCUGCGACGGAAGAGGAAGGGGGAGGAUCUCGGUGUACUCGAUUAGCUACGGUGGAUUCGUGGCGUAUAAAAUGGCGGAGAUGUGGCCGGAGAUGAUGGAGAAGUUGGUGAUCGUGAGCAGUGGAGUGGGAUUUACACAGCAGGAGAAGACGGCGGAGAUGACAAAACACGGGAGAGAUUGUUGUUCGAAGAUGCUUGUUCCGAAAACUCCUAUGGAUCUACGGAUGUUGGUUAAGAUCUCGACCAACACCGGUUUAGUGUUCGUAGAUUGGAUACCAGAUUUUAUCCUCUCCCAAUUCAUAGCUGUAAUGUAUGAGAAAAAUCGGCAGGAGCUUCUUGAAUUAGCUAAAAACUUGCUGGAAAGAGAAGAAGCAGAGUUGCAUGUAAUAUCACAGAAAACGUUAAUUGUUUGGGGAGACAAGGAUAAGGUAUUUCCAUUAGAGCAUGGUUAUCGGCUGCAAAGGCAUCUGCAAAAUUCAAGAUUAGAGAUAAUCAAAGAAACUGGACAUGCUGUUAAUGUUGAAGCACCAACUACUCUUAAUAAUUUGAUUACUUCGUUUGUCUUAAGCGUUUGAUCUUUUAUUUUCUAUAUCCAUCUCUACCAACUAUCUAUAUGUCACUUGGUUUUAUAUAUUUGUUGUUAUCGUUUAAAAGUAUACAUAUUAUGGAGAGUGGACACACAAUUAUUGUUUGUUUUUCUUCA
Messenger RNA from Brassica napus (rape), 1183 nucleotides. RefSeq names its product 2-hydroxy-6-oxo-6-phenylhexa-2,4-dienoate hydrolase-like. The record is from RefSeq and is a predicted model, not a curated record. The coding region runs from base 54 to 1055 and encodes 333 amino acids. Lineage: Eukaryota; Viridiplantae; Streptophyta; Magnoliopsida; Brassicales; Brassicaceae. The transcript has 4 exons.